UACUUCCAUCCGUAUGUAUAUUUUUAGCACCCAUGUCUUCAUUUUUUCUCCGGUUGAUGGAAAAUUUGAGUCAAUGAAGAAAGUUCAGCAAUAGAUGCUGAACUCAAGGCGCUAUGAAGAAUCACAACGUUCAGAUAUGUGAAUCUCGAAUGAGCACCUACCAACAGCGCAAACAAAUAGUCUAGCUUCCUACCCAGGACCAAAACUAUGGGCCUUCAGCAACUUCCCAAACAGUAUCGGACGCAUCCAAGGUCUUAUUUGGAUUCGACUAAAAGAUGCACAUGAUAAGUACGGACCAAUUGUCCGUUCGGCACCAAAUGAACUCUCAUUCAUCACACCCGAAGUAUGGUCUGAUGUGUAUGCGAAGAAACCCGGUCGUCCAGAGAUGCCCAAGGGGAAUUAUGUUCCUCCUCCUGGUAGAGAAAGCCUUUUCGAUCAUCCCGUGCAUGAGGAACAUCAACGGAUUCGAAAAUCUCUAAGAAAUGGAUUUACUGAGAGAGCGCAGAGAGAUCAGGAGCCACGAGUUAAGCGGCUCAUUGAUGGACUUAUGAAUCAAUUGAAGGAAAUCGCUAAAGCUGAUGAAGUCACCGAUAUUGCUCAAUGGAAUUAUUUGGUCGCCUAUGAUAUCGUAGUGGACUUGGCAUGUGGUGAAAACUUCAAAGGUGUCGAGAAUGGGAAAAAUCAUAAAUGGUGAAAAGAUUACCUUAACAUAUCACCGCGAGAUAUCAUGCUAAUUUCUAUCGAAAAUAGGAUCGGUAUUGGUAUAAAUACAUCAACAGCUUUCACCGUCUUCCAUGAAUCAAAACGCUUAUGGCCCUUCAAUGCUAUUCUCGCCUAUAUCCCUUAUUUAAAAAAAGCACUUUCGUUACGAAUGCAACAUAUCCAGUACUUAAACGAGCUAUUAGAGAAACGUCGAAAAGCUAAAGAUACAGAACCAGAUUUGUACGUAUCAUACACUUUCACUUGAUGAAUCAAUGAAUGAAUGAAUGAAGAACUAACGUACACAGCAUGACACACGCCUUAAACUAUCUCGAUCAACCAGGCGGACUAAAUCUCGGCGAGCUCCAACGAAGUCUAGAAAUCGUCGUGACGGCAGCAUCCGAUACUGCAGCCACGCUCCCCAUCGGCGCACUAUACCAUCUCUGCAAAAACCCUUCGGUAUACGCAAAACUCAAACAGGAAAUUAGAAGUAGCUUUUCCUCGGAAGAAGAGAUAAAUAUCAGUACCGUCAACGAGAAGCCAUAUUUACUAGCUGUUCUCAAAGAAGCCCUAAGGAUCAUCCUCCUGUGCCCGGAAAUCAUCCUCGUCGUGUGGGUGCUGAGGGAUGUGUAGUGGCGGGUAAUUAUGUACCGCCGAAUACUUUGGUUUCUUUUCCACAUUGGGCGGGAUAUCAUUCGGAGAAGAAUUGGAAUAGACCAGGUAUGUGCAUUGAAUUUCU
This is a messenger RNA of Sclerotinia trifoliorum, 1438 nucleotides long. The record is from the annotation of a GenBank genome assembly. NCBI's taxonomy places the organism in Eukaryota, Fungi, Ascomycota, Leotiomycetes, Helotiales, Sclerotiniaceae.